GCCAGAGCCCAGCAGCGGAGGGGUUUGCAGGGACAGUCAGCCCUCAUAUGGAUGUGGAAAGGGGCUGAGGCUGCCGGAGAGCAGGCAGAUGUUUGUGAAAUCCUGUGAGUGUGCAUAGCUCGCCAUCUGGGCCGGAGAUUGUAAUUAAAACAGUGCUGACACUUGGGACGUCAUGGAGACCUCUCAGGGAUGGCUGGUGGCCUGUGUGUUAGUCAUGACCCUGGUGUGUACUGUGGCUGAAGAUGUCUGCCGAGCACCCAACGGGAAGGAUGGGGUUGCAGGAAUUCCUGGCCGCCCGGGGAGGCCAGGUCUCAAAGGAGAGAGAGGGGAGCCAGGAGCUGCCGGCAUCCGGACCGGUAUCCGAGGUCUUAAAGGAGACCCGGGGGAAUCUGGGUCCCCUGGCAAACCUGGCAAUGUGGGAUUCCCGGGUCCCAGUGGGCCCCUGGGGAACAGCGGCCCCCAAGGACCAAAGGGUGCGAAAGGCAAUCCAGGCAAUAUCAGGGACCAGCCCCGGCCAGCUUUCUCAGCCAUUCGGCAGAACCCACCGAUGUUGGGCAACGUGGUUAUCUUUGACAAGGUCCUCACCAACCAGGAGAGUCCAUACCAGAACCGCACAGGUCGCUUCAUCUGUGCGGUACCCGGCUUCUAUUACUUCACCUUCCAAGUGAUCUCCAAGUGGGACCUUUGUCUGUCUAUUGUGUCCUCCUCCCGGGGCCAGCCCAGGAAUUCCCUGGGCUUCUGUAACACCAACAGCAAGGGGAUCUUCCAGGUGUUAGCAGGGGGCACCGUGCUUCAGCUGCAACGAGAGGACGAGGUGUGGAUCGAGAAGGACCCCACAAAGGGUCGCAUCUACCAGGGUACUGAAGUCGACAGCAUUUUCAGUGGAUUCCUUAUUUUCCCCUCGGCCUGAGCUGGGGAGUCGCCCCACAGUCUGCCAUCUCCUGCACUCCCCUGUUGCAAGGCUCCCCCGCCCUGCAUCCCUUCCCUCUGCAUUCUGCAAAGUGAAAGGACUUUAGCACGGGGUGGGGGGGGGGCGGGGAGGAGGGGCUGGCUCGGGAAGGCACUGAGGACUGAUGUCUCUGCACACAGCCCAGUGGUUUCUUUAAGCACUUUCUGGAAUAAAUGACCCCAUCUGUGUCUGUGA
This is a messenger RNA of Apodemus sylvaticus (European woodmouse), 1144 nucleotides long. It is a transcript of the gene C1qa, whose product is annotated as complement C1q A chain. Bases 173 to 910 code for a protein of 245 amino acids. Gene Ontology annotation, molecular function: protein binding. Lineage: Eukaryota; Metazoa; Chordata; Mammalia; Rodentia; Muridae. The record is from RefSeq and is a predicted model, not a curated record. The transcript is spliced from 3 exons.